CUGUAGCAGCUUUAACACAGCUCACAAACACCAGCGAAAUUCCAUAUACUUAUAUUUCAUCUGCGUCUUACACUUUUGGACUUGUACCUUUACUCUAUUUUUUGCUUAUGAUUUUUGCUAUUUAUCAAUGGUCUGCGCAA
Dentiscutata heterogama is the source of this 140-nucleotide messenger RNA. NCBI's taxonomy places the organism in Eukaryota, Fungi, Glomeromycota, Glomeromycetes, Diversisporales, Gigasporaceae. The record is from the annotation of a GenBank genome assembly.